AUGAGUGUCCGAAGAAGCAGUGUUUUUGGAGGAUCCAAGAGGCUUCUUAAAGAGAAAAUUGUUCAAAUUUAUGAAUCUUUCUUCCGUGGAGAAGACUUAACAAGACACAAUCCAAAUUUUUGGAGUGAAUUCUUUCUACUAAAACCAAAGGUAGCUUUAUUAGAAGCAGAAAUUUUGAAACUUUCUGGCGAUGAAUUGAUGAGUUUGAAACCAAAUAUAAAUAUCUUAUUUGCUGAAUGUGUCAAAACCCUAGAUCAUGAACAUGCAAUCCGUGUUGUCUACGCAUUACAGACGUUAUGUGCUCUCAUUAGUAGCGUUUGCAAAAAAACUUCUGGAGAAUGUGGCUUUGAUGUAAUAAAUAUUUUGAUUGGGUUUGAUGUGGCUGAGCAGCAGAUGCAAGCUCUGCUGAAACAUUGCUCUAAAUUUUUGACUGGUGAUUUUCCGCACAGCUUAGCAUGCCUUUGUUUGAAACUUCUUCUGGUUAUUGUAACUGGAUCGGAUAACAUUAGUCAAAACUCUCUGCUGGAGUAUCUUAUCAUUCACUCAAUGUUUGAUGUUUUAGUGCAGCUUCUAUGUAACCCAGAAAGCAGAGCAAUUCAUGGCAGUGAUGUUUUGCUGUUGAUUUCUCUUUUAGUCAACUACAGAAAGUACGAGUUAUCAAACCCAUACAUAGUCAAACUUUCAAUACUAGACAAUGAACUGGCUUUGAAUGGCUAUGGCCAGGUAUUAACUGGGGCUCUAUCAGAACUAUGUCAUCAGUCUGAGACAGAUGAAACUGAAAUACAAGCUAGUUGGCUGUCCUCGAUAACUAACAUGGUCGGCCUUAUGUUUGGGACAGAGGGUGAUUAUUCUCGAAUGCAGCAAGUAAACUGCAAUACGGGUGCGUUGAUUGCAUUAUACGAGGUUGUCCACCUCAAUCGAAAUUUUAUGACAACAUUAGCACACAUUCAAACUGAUGUUAAAGUAGGCUCUUUUCCACAAGAUGAUUCUAACGCUGGGUUAGAACAGUCAACAUUACUAGUCACUUUUUUUCAAUAUUGUUCAAUUGUUAUGCAAGACCCAAAGUGUGCAAAUAGUACAAAAUUAUGUUUUAUCAUAUUGUCAUGUAUUGCUGAAGAUCAAUAUGCAAACUUUUAUAUGCAUGAUUCAAAUCUGAUGUUCAAAGUUAUUUUAUAUCGAUUACCAAUGCGACAUCGGAAGAUAACCCUAGAUUCUCAGCCGCAAACGUUGGCUGCAACUCUAGUUGAUCUAAUCGUUGAAUUCAUUAUGAGUCAUAUGAUGAAUAAAUUUCCCCUGGAGCUAUUUUUACUGGCAAUCGGAAUUAUACAUCGGAUUCUCUGUUACCAGAAAAAAUCGAGGGUUCGACUGAAUUAUCAAUGGAAAAACUUGUGGAGUGCCCUCAUUUCUCUACUUAAAUUUUUAACCCUACAUAAAGCUCAAUUUGCCAAGAAAUAUGAUAUAUUUUCUCUAGGAUCUCAGGUUGUAAAUAUAUUCAACUUAUUCAUAAUGUAUGGUGACUCAUUCCUUCCAUCACCAAACAGUUAUGAUGAACUUUAUUAUGAAAUAAUACGGAUGCACACCGUUUUUGAUGCCCUUUAUACUUUUGCUUCCAGGUACUCGUCCACCGAUGGUGAAUUCAAGUCAUCGGCAAUCUCAUUAACAAACUGCUUAAUUAAUGUUAGAGCCAUUGUCAAUCAUUUUGCCCCAAAAAUAGAUAGUUGGCUAUCCGAUCAAUCCUUAUCGACACCAUCUGAAGAUCAAAUUUUAGAGGUGGUUCGGAAAAACUAUGGAAGUCUGACAUUGAAAUUGCAAGAUGGUUUGGACCAGUAUGAACCUUACUCUGAAAAACCAAACCAUACCGCCUUCUUCACAAAUAUGAUUAGAAAUGUUGUCAUUGAUAUCAAGCAAAACAUUGAUUAUGCCUCUUUAGAUUUGCAAGUUAUAUUGAAUGAUUUUUCAUCUAUCACAUAAGGUAUCAUCGUUUUCUAAGUUCAUUGCUUCUAUUCAGCCUUUAAUUUCAUUUUCAACUUUUCCACCAUGAAGUUAGGUUUAUUAUUUUAGUCAAACAAACAAUUUAAUGUAUGCUUUGAAGACACUUGAGGUAUCUCCAAGUAUAAAGAUCAACUUAUAUUACGAACGAUUUGACAGGAGAAGACUUCCACCUUGUUCAUAAUGGUUGUAAAAUUUUUAAACUAUGUAUAACAAUAUAAAUUUAUCUUAAUCACACAUCUUGUGUUACUUGAUAAUGCUUGUUGACAGCAAACCAACUCAUUUAUUUCAGCAAUACAUAUAUUUUUAGGUUUCUACCUGUCUUCUUUGUUUUUGUGAGGCAUCAUUCGUCGUUUCCUAGAUGAAGGAACUUAACUCCACCUCAAGGCUGCAAGAUCGACUUAAAAAAUUAAAGUGUUUACAAGAGUAUGCGGGAAACCUUUGUGUGGGAAACAAUGUAUUAUGACACCUCCGAAUUUGAAAUUAAAAUCAACAGCAAUCUAAAAUAUUUAAAAUAAAAAAAAAAACCGAGCACUAAGUAAAUACACUAGAUUAGAACAAGGGUACCACCCCUUUCUUUCUGUCUUUUACUAUGAUUCAUUGACAAUGUGCUUUAUUUUUUCAGAAUUUCUCUCCACUCACAUCUCUAAAACUUCCUAAGAAGAUUUUUCAAGCUGAUUUUCAACUCAAGUAUUCUGAGUUUUCUAUCGUACUGAAUUGGAAGUGCUUAUGGCUUUUUCACCGUCAGAUAGUACUUUGAGUGUUCUAGAUGAAAUUGGUUAAAAUAAGAGGAACUCAAAACAUUUCCUGUAGGAUAAGAAUAUGAGGCCAGUAGCUUGCAUAGGUGAGGAAUAAUACGGAAAUAUUUGGAACAGACAAAAACGCUUAUCAAAAUUUAGCUUCUCUUCAUGGAAUUCAGCUCUAUUUUAUUAAUACUUCCUUCGUAUGUUAAAAAAAUUGUUCCUAUUUUAAUUGAGCAAAGCAGUAAGAGAUAUUACCUAACAAUGGAAUGGAUAUCUGAAUAUAUUUUCGGAAUUGUUUUGUAUAAUAUGAGUUUUAGUGAACCGAGAGCCCUCACCCUCUCACUGAGCUUAUUCGCUGAAGCUUCACGAAAGUAUUUUCGGGUACAAGCUUAUCUGACAAUGAAUUACCUUUUUGAUGACAAAUUAAUCUUUGUAAAAUGUAUAUCAUUGAAAGUAUAAUUAUCAAAGAUCAAAUUAAAAACAAAUCAUCGUUAAUAUUGUUAAAUUUGAUGUAUGCCUAUAGUUUACAACAUAAUAGCAUGGUUCUCAUUUGCUCUAAAAACUUGCCAUAAAUCAAAUUCUAGAAAACCACGAUAUAGUGUUUUAAAGUAAAAUCUUCAUUCUCUA
Messenger RNA from Bemisia tabaci, 3359 nucleotides. NCBI's taxonomy places the organism in Eukaryota, Metazoa, Arthropoda, Insecta, Hemiptera, Aleyrodidae. The record is from RefSeq and is a predicted model, not a curated record.